AUGGACCUGGUGCAACGGCGCCAUAAGCUCCUUGAGGAGAAGCGGGUUAAGCUCCAACAAAAAUUCCGUGACAAUCAACGCAAAGUCUUGCGGUUGAAGGUCAAACGAAAGUUGACCCAACUUACUCGGCUCUACAACUUCCAAGUUACUCAGGAGCAGGCCCGGAUCCGUCGUCAGAAUCUCCAGAGAGAUGUUCGAGCUCGUGCUCGUGCUAGUCAAGCGGCGAUGCUUGAUAUGCAGCUGAUUCCUAUAACGGCACCGCAGAAAGUGGUGCUCCAACAAUUGCCUGAGAUAGACGCCAAACUGUGCACAUCUCAGGUUCACGACGACAUUCGUUAUCUUCGUGAAACUGGUUUCUUUGACCAGGUUCACUCAACAUCUAGGGUGACUCUGGUGCUUCCAUUAUUGAGCCGAUACCGCAGCCAUUUGGUGAGGAUUGCUUGCGAUGCCAAUCUUGCGCCAACAAGCUACUUUCUCUAUGUGUUUGUCGUGGGAGUCGACGUCAAAGAAAGCUUAGAACGACAAAGUCAUCCGGGAACCAAUGCCAAUACCGAAAACGUGAGCCAAAACCGCGUGGCUAACUAUUUGUGGCUUCAAUGCUUCAAGUUGUGCCAAGCGAUAAUCAGUCACAUCGAGAGAGGUCACUUGGAUCCCGUCAAGGAGUUGUGGUCCCAAUUCGCGAAUAUAUUUCCAAUAUUCAAGCAGGUGCACCUCUCUCAGCUUCGCCAAAUCAUCAAUAAAGCAUGCCAAAUAUCUUCAGCUGCAGCUGAAGUAGCCUGUCAUACUUGGGAUCACGAACGUCAAUUCAUCAGCAGCGCCAAGUCCUGUCAGCUUUCACCACUGCAAAUGGAAAUUCUCGAUGAUGUAUGUCAUAAUAUCGAACAGGUCGAUCUUCGUGGUCCCCAGCUAGCUCUGGCAGUGAUGGGUACCUCAUCACUGAUGCGAUAUCAUUCUCAUAGAUUUGAGGUGCCUCCAAUGUUGGGGCCGGAUUUGUGGAGACGGUUUUGGUGGGUAUACUAUGAUGCUAAACCGAAGUUAAGGCUGGGCCAAAUAACAAUCCAUGAAAACCAUCCCUCGCUCACUAAUCUUAUGGUUACUUUGAACCAGCCACUCCCAACAAUCGUUAAUAUUGACGAGCUAAAAACUUCCAUCGAACAAUUCAAUCAUAUAUGGGGUCAUCUUAUGGAGCCGUUACCUUUUCUGCUUAAAAUGUGGGGAGUUGGCUCUUGGCUGGAAAUGUGGGUUUGUGUGGCUAAUGAAUGGUUGAAGAAGUGCUCUUUCCCCAACCACUAUGCAUGGAGAUUGUACGAAAACUUAGCCGUGCUUGUCAGCACUCGAAGAUGGUGGCAGGUCAGAGCAUCUUUGUACACAAACAGCCCCCAUUUGUUAUUCCCUGACCUCUACCGACAACUCCCCCCACCAACCGGGGUUCAUCUUGAUAAUAUGACGUGUUGGAGCGACCCACAGUUGUCACAGACAUUACCGCUGGACGGAAUGGAAAUUUGGAUAACUCUGUUCAUUCGACACACCGUGAUCAUGGGUGAGGUAAAGCCGAACGAAAUCAAUCUGACCUACUUACAUGACUUAAGGCGGAUUCUGAAGAUCAUUGCUGAUGAUUGUGUGGCUAGCAGUCGACUACUUCUACUGCGCCUAGGGAUUAUUUCUUCUCGUGCUGAGGCAAAAAUCACCCUUGAACUACAACGCAAAGUGUUGUGCAAUCGGAUAACCGCGGCGAACUUCCCUGCGGGGACCUCCAAUUUGGUCAAAGCUGUCGACAGCUUGACGAAGUUGACACAGAAGAUCAUUGCGGUUUAUACACCCUUGUUGAACUGGAUAUAUUGCGACCAGGGGAUGGUGUGUGUCUCAAACUAA
Diutina rugosa is the source of this 1872-nucleotide messenger RNA. RefSeq lists its product as uncharacterized. The coding region runs from base 1 to 1872 and encodes 623 amino acids. The transcript has a single exon. The record is from RefSeq and is a predicted model, not a curated record. Lineage: Eukaryota; Fungi; Ascomycota; Pichiomycetes; Serinales; Debaryomycetaceae.